UUAGUAGAAUAAUAUACCUUGUCAUUGUAAUGUUCACAUCUCUGUAAAGAGGAAUCGAAUCGACGUAUUUGUACAGUUAUUUUAGUUUAAGUCGUUGUUUUAGUCUAAUAUUAAGUGUAUAUCAAUAGUGCCAUGAGAUAUUUCGACAUACAAAGAAGUGGUGUCGAAUCGAGAAUAGAAAACCCCAGAAAUCAAAUUAUGUUAUUGUAAAUAACAAUAUAUCUGUGAUCUCUGUGUAUAGCCGCUAGUUUAUAUACACGUUAAUCAGUGUUAAUUAAUUAAUUAUUUAGUUUGUUUAUGAGUAUACGAUGAGUGGGGUUAGCUUGAAACCGCCGCCGCCGCUGAAGCAAAUCGAUUUGGAUCAGAUAUGGGGCGACCUGCGCGAGGGCAUAGAGCAUGUCUACAGGAAACAACACAUGGAGCGGAAGAGAUACAUGGAGCUGUAUACUCAUGUAUACAACUACUGCACCUCGGUGCAUCAGAACACGUUCACCGCGAGUGGGUCGUCGCACAGCCGGCCUCAGGGCAGCUACGCCAGGCAAAACCAGGGCGCUGGCCUUGUCAAUAAGAAACAGAGUCCAGCGACGACCGGCGGCGCUCAGCUGGUCGGCUUGGAGCUCUACAAGCGGCUCAGGGAGUUCCUCAGGAACUACCUCGUCAACCUCCUCAAGAACGGAGCCGAUCUGAUGGGUGAGGAUGUACUCGCGUUCUACACCAAUCAGUGGGAAGAGUACCAGUUCAGCUCGCGCGUGCUCAACGGAGUCUGCGCUUACCUCAACCGGCAUUGGGUUAAGCGUGAGUGCGAGGAGGGCAGGAAGGACCCGAAGGUGUACGUUUCAACGAUACUGGAAGUGCACAAGAAAUACAACGCGCUCGUGUUGGUCGCGUUCAACAACGAUUCCGGCUUCGUGGCUGCCCUGGACAAGGCUUGUGGCCGAUUCAUUAACAGCAACGCCGUCACUCGCGCCGCCAACUCCUCGUCCAAGAGUCCCGAGUUGCUGGCCAAGUACUGCGACCUGCUGCUGAAGAAAUCCAGCAAGAAUCCCGAGGAGGCAGAGCUGGAAGACACGCUCAACCAAGUGAUGGUUGUGUUUAAAUACAUAGAAGAUAAGGAUGUAUUCCAAAAGUUCUACAGUAAGAUGCUCGCAAAGCGGCUCGUACAGCACAUGUCAGCCAGCGAUGACGCCGAAGCAUCAAUGAUCUCAAAACUGAAGCAGGCUUGCGGGUUCGAGUACACGAGCAAGCUGCAGAGGAUGUUCCAGGACAUCGGCGUAUCUAAAGACUUGAACGAAAACUUCCGGAAGCACAUGUCCAACAGCUCGGAGCCGUCCCUGCACAUCGACUUCAGCAUCCAGGUGCUCUCUUCCGGUUCCUGGCCCUUUCAGCAGUCAUCUUCCUUCCAACUGCCCACAGAACUCGAGCGUUCCGUGAGCCGGUUCACGACGUUCUACUCGUCCCAACACUCGGGCCGCAAGCUCAACUGGUUGUACAACAUGAGUAAAGGCGAACUGGUCACCAACUGCUUCAAGAACAGAUACACGCUCCAAGCUAGCACGUUCCAAAUGGCCGUGUUGUUACAAUACAAUGAAAACACAGCGUGGAGCGUGCGUCAGCUAGAGCAACACACAGGCAUUAAGGGUGAUUUUCUCGUUCAGGUGCUGCAAAUUCUGCUGAAAGCCAAGCUGCUGGUGUGUCAGGAAGAUGAAAGCGAAUUGACAGAGUCAUCCAUAGUGGAACUCUAUGUAGGAUAUAAAAACAAGAAACUACGGGUGAACAUCAACAUCCCGCUAAAGACCGAGCUAAAGGUGGAACAGGAAGCCACACAUAAACACAUUGAGGAGGACCGGAAGAUGCUCAUACAGGCGGCGAUCGUACGGAUAAUGAAGACCAGAAAGACGCUGAAACACCAGCAUCUCGUGGUAGAGGUGCUUAACCAGCUAUCAUCGCGGUUCAAGCCGCGCGUCCCCGUCAUUAAGAAAUGCAUCGACAUCCUGAUAGAGAAGGAAUACCUGGAGCGCACCGAGGGGGAGAAGGACACAUAUAGCUACCUGGCGUGAUUCCACCAGACAAUGUAUAUGAAUUAAUGAAUAUAACAAUAUUAAUGUA
Molecule: messenger RNA, 2106 nt
Organism: Cydia amplana
Lineage: Eukaryota; Metazoa; Arthropoda; Insecta; Lepidoptera; Tortricidae
Gene: Cul1
Product: cullin-1
Exons: 17
Coding region: 309-2057 (582 amino acids)
Biological process (GO): SCF-dependent proteasomal ubiquitin-dependent protein catabolic process; protein ubiquitination
Cellular component (GO): SCF ubiquitin ligase complex
Molecular function (GO): protein-macromolecule adaptor activity; ubiquitin protein ligase binding
Source: RefSeq, a predicted model, not a curated record